This is a messenger RNA of Silurus meridionalis, 3540 nucleotides long. It is a transcript of the gene septin4a, whose product is annotated as septin 4a. Gene Ontology annotation, cellular component: microtubule cytoskeleton; cell division site; septin ring. Bases 656 to 2218 code for a protein of 520 amino acids. Gene Ontology annotation, molecular function: GTP binding; molecular adaptor activity; GTPase activity. The record is from RefSeq and is a predicted model, not a curated record. The transcript is spliced from 13 exons. NCBI's taxonomy places the organism in Eukaryota, Metazoa, Chordata, Actinopteri, Siluriformes, Siluridae. Gene Ontology annotation, biological process: cytoskeleton-dependent cytokinesis; regulation of exocytosis.
AAAAUAGAUCAGUAUACAGUAUAUAUACAAUACUGUAUACUGUAUAAAUAAAACUUGGAUAUAUUUUAGAGGAGAGUCAAGUCAAGUCAAGAGGAUUUAUUUAUUUAUUUUUUUUAUUUACUGUCUUAGGACAUGUAUAGCUUUAGAUUAUAAGAAGCAUCUGCCAUGUGAGUGUUUACUAUAGAAACAAUACCAUAUUAGAAUGAAUUUCCUAUUACAGGAGUAAAGUAAACAGAAGAUAAACCAAAUGUAAAAUACUGAAACUAUAAAUAAAAUCAAACAUAAAAAAUAAUAAAAUCUAAUAAAAUCAAAAAAUCAAAUUAACUACUGCUAUCUAAUGAUAAACUUUCCAAGGUUACCUCUAGUAGAAUAUCUAAUUUAUUUCUCAUUUUGGAAAAGGACAAAUUGUCUUUAAGCCACUGAGGUCCAGUUGGUGGUUUAGGGGAUUUUCAAAGGAUUAAACGGCACCUGGCUUAGAUGGCACCUGGCUAUCAAAGUUGGAUAAAGGAUAAAAUAUCGAAUUGCUUUUUGUUGUACCUGGAAAAAUCCACUAGCACCUCAAAAACUACUACACCAGCGUUCUCUAAACACUUCUGGGUCUGAUCCAGUACCCAGAGCGAGACACAAGUGAACACAGGAAAAGCUUUAUUAAGUCAUGAACAGUGUAGAGAAAGUCUCAGAAGGUCAUGUGAUCUCCACAGAGAGUCGGAGACAAGCACGAAGAAGAAGGCAACCUGUUUGGGCUCUAAGGUUUUCAGGACGAAUGGAUUAUCCGAGACCAAGCAGGGCAAUGUUCAAGCGAUGUGAACCUGAGCUGUCCAGUUUAUCUACAGAAGAUCCACAGGAUGCAGAGCUGGUGUACACCAUGAGAGAUUUGACCUCCAAGGUAGGACACACGUUUCCUGGCCGUGAGACACGUAUGACGGACAGGGACCCGGAAGGCAGAAACCGUCCUCACACCCCUGGCACACCCACUUUCCCUCGUCGAGUGAGAAGGAACCUGCAGGGCUCCGAACCGGACCUUCUGCGCCGCUGUCACUUUAGUUCCACCGGUUUCCACGAGUCUCCGCUUAGUCCUUCAAUAUCUAAGAGACCCUGGAGCAGACUAGAUCCUUACGAUUCUCCUGAGGAUCAAGAUAAGGAAUAUGUGGGAUUUGCAACCCUUCCCAACCAGGUGCACAGGAAAUCUGUGAAAAAAGGUUUUGCUUUUACGCUGAUGGUAGCCGGGGAGUCUGGAUUGGGAAAGUCCACGUUGGUCAACAGCCUUUUCCUAACAGAUGUCUACAAGGACAGGAUUCUGCUGAGUGCUGAAGAAAGGAUCACCAAAACUGUGGAAAUCACCAAACAUACUAUCGCCAUUGAGGAAAAAGGUGUAAAACUCAAGCUCACCAUUGUGGACACACCAGGCUUUGGAGAUGCCCUCAACAACACUGAGAGAUGGAAGCCAAUAGUGGAUUUCGUCGACCAUCAGUUUGAGCAAUACUUCAGGGAUGAAAGUGGGUUGAACCGCAAGAACAUUCAGGACAACCGAGUGCAUUGCUGCCUCUAUUUCAUCUCACCAUAUGGCCAUGGCCUCAGGCCAGUCGACGUGGAGUUCAUGAGGGCUCUACAUGAGAAGGUCAACCUAGUGCCUGUGCUGGGUAAGGCAGACUGUCUUACACCACUGGAAGUGUCACGGAAGAAGAAAAAAAUACGAGAGGAGAUCGAGAGGUUCGGGAUCAACAUCUAUCAGUUCAAUGAGUGCGACUCGGAUGAGGAAAAUCAAGACCUGAAAGAUAGUAUUCCUUUUGCUGUGGUCGGCAGUAACGUUCUUGUCCAAAUCAAAGGUAGGAGAGUCCGAGGCCGUGUGUAUCCUUGGGGUGUUGUGGAAGUGGAAAACCCCACCCACUCAGAUUUCCUGAAGCUCAGGAACAUGCUGGUUCGUACUCACAUGCAGGACCUGAAGGAUGUGACGCAGGAAAUCCAUUAUGAAAACUACAGAUCUGAGUGCAUCCGGAACAUGACCCGCAUGGUGAUCAGAGAGAGAAAACGCAGGUCUGAACCAAAUACGCAAGAAGUCUCAUGUCUGUGUAACUAUCUGAGAGAGAGCGCUGCAGAUUUACCUCUGGUGCCUGUGGACGAUGAAACGGAGCGCCUCAUUUGGGAGAAAGACGAGGAGCUCCAAAAAAUGCUAGAGAUGCUACAAAGGAUGCAAGAGCAGGUGCAUCAUGGGAACUGAAACAAGAAUGUGACGCAUCCGAUUAUUCAUUUGCUACAAAUCAAUUAGUAAAUCGUCUUCUUUCGGCUGCUCCUGUUAAGGCCCUUCACAGCCGAUCAUCUGCAUCACUCCAUACUACUCUGUCCUCUGUUUCCCUCUUUCACACCAACCACAUCCAAAACCCUCCUCCUUGGACUUCCUCUUUUCCUCCUGCCUGGUGGCUCCAUCCUCAGCAUUCUUCUACCUUCUACACAUCACCAAACCAUCUCACCUUGUCUCCAAAAUGUCCUACCUGCUCGGUCCAUCUGAUAGACUCAUUUUUAAUCCUGUCCACCCUCAUCAUAAUCACAGCAUCUUCAACCUUAUGUAGAUACACUACUGAUCAGGUACAACAUUAUGACCAUCUGCCUAAUUUUGUGUUUCCUGAUCCCAUCGAGCAUCAACUUCUUGAGCUACAGGAGCUCGUCUGUUGGAUCGGACCACACGGACCGACCUUCGCUCCCCACCUACACCACAAACCCGGUCGCCGGCUCACCACUGACCCCUACAGACCAGGAACAUCCCACAAGAGCUCGUCCCACCAGUCGUCUAGACGUCCCAAUUUAUCAAACUCCCCCAAAAUCCUUACGUUCGCCCAUUUUUCCCGCUUCGAACAUCAACUUUGACAAAAUGCUCCAUAAUAAAUAAAUCCCACUCACUAGCAGGAGCCAUGAUGAAGAGAUAAUCGGUGUUUUUCACGUUAUAAUCUCAAAAUUGUGUAUUUUAUAUAAUAAAUGUAAGAAAAGAAAGAAUUGGGACACAUUUUUUUUUUUGUAAAUGUAAGAUUUAUUACGAAUAGUCUUUUUGUUUUGUUUUUUUGUUUAGGGUUUUUUUUUUUUUUAAAUUACUCUCGCAUAUUUCAACGUUACAGUUUCAUUUCAUGGUGGACAAUUCGAUUUUAAUGCAGCCCAAAAUGUACAGGCGAUAUAGAACUUAAACUUUCUCCAUAGGGAAAAAAUGCAGAUUUUUAUAUAUGUAUAUAUAAUAUCAAUGUUAGAAAUGAGGUCUAAUGGUCCCCACCACAUCAUACAUUAUUAGACAUGGUCCCGGAAUAAUAAUAAUAAUAAUAAUAAUAAUAAUAAUAAUAAUAAUGGGGGGAUCGAAUGCUAAAACAAAAUGGGAAAACUUUUUUUUUUGCAAUCUACAUGCAAAAACCAGGCAACAGUGUAAUCCUCAAAUACAUACACGUAUAUGUGAAUGCGUGCAUAUCCAUCACAUUUAUAUCUAUAUAUGUAUAUAUACACAAACAUAGAACAUAGACAAUUAAAAAAUAAUAGUUAAAUUUUUUAUAAAAAAAAAAAAAA